Molecule: messenger RNA, 714 nt
Organism: Sabethes cyaneus
Lineage: Eukaryota; Metazoa; Arthropoda; Insecta; Diptera; Culicidae
Exons: 4
Coding region: 1-714 (237 amino acids)
Source: RefSeq, a predicted model, not a curated record
AUGGCAAGCGAGUCGAACGCUCGAGUUCCGCAAUCAGAUAAAGCUCGAAAUCGAACCAAACGUACGCUCUUUUUUCCGUACAAUUCCUGUAUAGGGCUACUUUGGGCGAUUGCAGUCCCAUUGGGUGUACCGGAUCGAAACAUUUUCAUGUCGUACAAUUUCGAGGGCAACUACAAUAGUCCUACAAAUUUACAUGUGUUUACAGAGGGCUUUUGGAAUUAUAUCAGAGGUAUUGCGCCUCCCUUGGAAGAACCGCCUAUCUACAUCCAUCGAUCCUUGCAAGGGAAUGCCCAAUUGGUGAACUCAACCGGAAAUCCGGACUCGGAAAGUAAGGAAUCUGAUGCCACAACGGAAGUACCACAACAGGAGGCAGGUGAGCGCGCUCUACGAGCUGUUCCUAGCUAUCCGGGAAAAUUCAUCACCCGCAAGAAGGUCUACCAUGCCAUCGAAGAACAUUUGAUUAAAAAUGGCUUCAACGGUAAGAAGUGUCUCCUGCGGGCGAUCUGCGAUGCCGCCGAACUCCCAAUGAUGGAAAACAACGGCGUCUUUGGAGAUUUGGUGCACAUCCUGCUCACUCCCUCAUCCUCGGAGGACGAGCAGCUUCCUGCCGAGUUCUACAAAGCCGAACGUCUCGGCCAGGAAGGCCGAUGUCGGAAGUACCACAAACACUGUAAACAUGACAUUCUCGAUUUGUUCAGCUUUAUAAUGGAAUGA